AUGAAUAUAAAUGCCAAUAACUUCAAGGAACAAUUUCCUCUACUGCAAAAAUGUCUUGACGAAGCCGACUAUGUGGCAUUUGAUUGUGAGUUUUCAGGACUAGACAGGACGAAGGGAGAGUCCAGAGACGGUUCUGCAGCAGAUGCUGGUGAUGAAAUUAUGAACCGGUUGUGUUCGAGUGCACAAACAUUUUCAGUCAUACAACUUGGAUUGUGCUGUAUUCGGCUAUUGCCCAACAAACUUCAGGCAGAAUGUAUCCCUUUCACCAUAGACAUCUCUCCGGCACUUCCAGAUUGUCUGCGUUGUACACGCCGUUGCCAAUACGAUGCACAGACAAUCGACUUUUUACUCAACCAUGGUUUCGAUUUCACAAACCAUUUGGCUAAUGGAGUCAGAUAUGUGACGGAGAUGGAGGAAACGUUCAUUCGGAGCCAGGUGGAUGCGAUGAACAAAGCUAUUGGACAACCCAUGACACUUGACGAAACGGCUUCUCAAGCUGUUCGAGUUGCCCGUAAAAACAUUCAAGCUUGGCUUGCCCAAAAGACACCUGUCUCAAGUUUUUGCAACGUUGACGCACCGAACCGAUACAUCCAAAAAGCCGUUCAUCAACUUGUGGAAACCGAGUUCCCUCAGUUGCACACUAUCUCUAAGCGUACAUUCAUACAAGUACGUAAACAAGAGCACUCGGCCUCUGCUACCGAAAAUGCCGUCUCAGGCAACCCAGCUCAGCAAAGAAUUGCGCGUAAAAAAGAAAGGAUUCUCACUUGUUUGGAAGAGCAUAUCGGUUGUCGAAAAGUGUGGGACCAUCUCAUGAAGUUGAAAGUUCCGUUCGUGUUUCACAAUGGAUUUGCUGACUUGAUGUAUUUGGUAUGCACAUUCUGUGCAGCACCAUCUCUGCAAUCAGUGCAAAGUGAAAGACCCCCAAUCAUUCCCCCAAAACAGUUACUAUCUUCUGUUCGACAACACUUUACCCGUGUCUACGACACUGCCUUGCUUUACACACGGUCUCCUCUGUUGUCGGAUUUCGUCGCAGGCGGUCCUGCAGACCUGCAGACUCUUGCUGCUCUUGUUCACACAUCCAGCAUGUCUCUUCACACUGGCGACAGCAGCAGUUCCGGAGAGGAUAAACAGUCCUCUGACUCACAACUGCCUUUGGAUGCAGGCCCUUGGAGUCAAGCCAUGAACCGCAGAUCCUCCCAUGAAGCCGCGGCGAUUUUACAACAGUCUGUCUCUUAG
Molecule: messenger RNA, 1236 nt
Organism: Schizosaccharomyces japonicus yFS275
Lineage: Eukaryota; Fungi; Ascomycota; Schizosaccharomycetes; Schizosaccharomycetales; Schizosaccharomycetaceae
Product: CAF1 family ribonuclease
Exons: 2
Coding region: 1-1236 (411 amino acids)
Molecular function (GO): nucleic acid binding
Source: RefSeq, a predicted model, not a curated record